Molecule: messenger RNA, 2072 nt
Organism: Notolabrus celidotus (New Zealand spotty)
Lineage: Eukaryota; Metazoa; Chordata; Actinopteri; Labriformes; Labridae
Gene: slc41a1
Product: solute carrier family 41 member 1
Exons: 7
Coding region: 960-2072 (370 amino acids)
Biological process (GO): monoatomic cation transport
Cellular component (GO): plasma membrane
Molecular function (GO): monoatomic cation transmembrane transporter activity
Source: RefSeq, a predicted model, not a curated record
AUGCGCAUCAAAGCAGCCGGGCGGCGGGGGCCAGUGGACGGGUGCAAUGUGACGGGGUCGGGAAAGACUGGGAGGCAGCCUUAAACCGCGCAGGAGGGAGGGUUUAACCAUUAACCUCCAUUAACCAUUAAGGCAGCUGUGCAAAGCCGGUACCGUACAUAAGGCGUGCGCACCGGCGUCCACGCCUCAGCUUGAGCGCGUUACCAAGAGGUCAGCCACACGAGUCCGCAGCGUGCUGUUACUGCUCAUCACGCCGGUUUGUCUCCUUCUGCUGUCCGGAUUGCUGACACUGAAAGGUGAAUGCCCACUCUGCUUGGAGGUGCAGUGCUUUUCCGAAACCGGUAAUUCAAUCUUCAUACUGCAGGCCUUUAAAUAACUCCCUUGAAAACCUGCCAGCAGCCACGUGGUGUAAGGUGAGACAUUCCCAGCCCAGUACACGGACCAGUCUGACAUGAUUAGUGAACCGAGAGCAUGACCAGUCUGCCCUGCAAUCUGAAUGGAGACAUCUGAUUUUAUUUUUCCUUCAGCUUAAACUUUGCGCUAAGAGACUGAUUCCAAGUGACUGGAGGGGAUUUCUGUGGUGAGUCCUCAAGCCUUUCUUUCUUUACUGUUUUAAAACAGUAUGGUUUCUUCCUUUUUUUGCUGGCCCACCCUGAGCACCUUGCAGUGAAUGGAGAACAUACUGGUUUUGCUCCCGAAGCACCGACAGGAACACGGGCUCUGCAGAUGCACAGCUGCAGUUGCCUUGCUGCAGGUUUUUUCCUACAGAGCAGAUUUCUUCUGGUCUUUAAUAGCGACCCCAACUCCCUCUAAGCCUCUUUAAUGGGAUAAAUCAAUUGGACUGAUCAGGUUCAAAACCAGAUCGGGUGACCAAUUCCAUUCGGACUACCCCAAAACCGGAAGGCCAAGGAGACCUGACCAUUUCUUUUUCAAGCCCACUGUCUUCCAAAGGCGUCCGCAUGGUACUUUGGUCGAAAGAACAAGACAAAGUCCCCGACAUCGACAUGUCCUCCGGGGCCAUUGAGGUGAAGAAAGAGGGAGGCCCGUUAACUCCGGCUUUCCUCAACUCCAACUGCUCUGUCCACCCGGUGAUCCUCACCAAGGGCCCAGAGGAAGUGAGCCCAGGUACCGGGGGCGAGUUCGAGCUCACAGAAGUCACUAAUUUCCCAGAGAGGGCCGGUGAGACCGGGGAGGAUGGGGAGAGGUCUGAGAUUGUGGUGGCAUUGGACUGCCGGGCAAAUGCCAAAGGACAGCGGGAGGAGGAUGCGCUCCUUGAGAACGCAAGCCAGAGUAAUGAGAGUGAUGAUACCAGCACCGACCACAGCCCAGAACCAACAGCGCCCCUAAAAGAGACCUCCUUCACCAUUGGCCUGCAGGUGGUCUUCCCCUUCCUGCUGGCUGGGUUUGGGACAGUGGCAGCUGGAAUGGUGCUGGACAUUGUCCAGCACUGGACGGUGUUUAAGGAUGUGUCGGAGCUGUUCAUCCUGGUCCCAGCACUGCUGGGGCUCAAAGGCAACCUGGAGAUGACGCUGGCAUCUAGACUUUCCACAGCGGCUAAUAUUGGUCAAAUGGACACAGCCAAGGACAUGUGGAAGAUGAUCAUGGGGAACUUGGCUCUCAUCCAGGUCCAGGCCACAGUGGUGGGGUUCCUGGCCUCCAUAGCUGCUGUGAUCUUUGGCUGGAUCCCAGAGGGACACUUCGAGAUGCGCCAUGCUGUGCUGCUCUGUGCCUCCAGUGUGGCCACAGCAUUCAUCGCCUCUCUGCUGCUAGGGCUCAUCAUGAUCGGAGUGAUCAUUGCAUCUCGAAAAGUGGGCAUCAACCCUGACAACGUGGCCACGCCCAUCGCUGCUAGCCUCGGAGACCUGAUCACCCUGUCCCUGCUGGCAGGCGUCUCCACAGGACUGCACAAGGAACUAGAAGAGCAAAAUCACUAUGCCAACCCGCUGGUGUGUUCGGUGUUUGUGGCCAUGUGCCCUCUUUGGGUGCUAAUUGCCAGGAGGAUCCCAUCCACCAGAGAGCUCCUCUACUCCGGCUGGGAGCCAGUCAUCAUCGCCAUGGCCAUCAGCAGGUAG